GGACUAUUUCCCGCUCAUAUAAUACGACUAUGACGACCAUGACGACUAUGACCACUACGAAGACAAGAAGACUAUGACAGGUUUUAUCUGGUUGAUUUCAGACGGUUUCAGAUCGUUUCAGAUGGUGUCAAAGGCGUUAAAGGCGCAGUUACCGGUGUUUCCCUUUCCCCUAUUCCAGUUGCCGCACCCUGGUCAAAGGUGGCAAAUGAUGUAGGAGUAGUAGAUGGGAGUUCAUGUGCAUUUAUAUGUGAGGAACUUGGCAUUUGCAAGACUUACCAGCGGCCGGGGUGCACUUAAUCUCCAAUAUCUGCCAAGCACGUUGUUAUUGAAGAACGUAACUUUUUAUUCGACUUGGGAUUGCUCAAUUUGGUGAUUUUUAAUGUUUCCGGGGCCGAUGUUGCCACCUGGUUAUGUCCCGAUAGUAUUUGUAUGCAUAAUUUUAAUUUGACUAUUUUCAUCUAUUGACAAUUUCAAAUAAGCAGGGUGUUGCAGAGAUUUUGAACUACCCAGUCAACAUUCCUAUAGCAGUGAUAAAAAGGGUUCCUACUGGCUGUUUGGCUACUUUCUUUUGAUUGGAAUCCUUCAAAGACAUGGAUGGAAUUAUUGUGAGAAUAACUUUGGAAGAUUUCAUGACGUUUAGAAAAGUGGUGUUCAAUGCAGGACCAAACCUGAAUCUUAUUAUAGGUCCCAAUGGGUCAGGCAAAUCCACCAUUGUUUGUGCAAUGGUUUUGGGUCUUGGAGGAAAACCAAAGCUGCUGGGACGUGCUGUAGCUCCAAACUCAUACAUCAGAACAGGCUGCAGAGCUGCCAGAAUAGAAACAGAGUUGAAGAACUCAGGAGGGAAUAAUUAUGUGAUAACGAGGACUAUAACAGAAGAUGGGAAGUCUCUCUGGUUGCUGGGAUCAGCUACAGCAACGCAGAAGCAGAUUGAGGAUCUUGUGAGCAAACUGAACAUCCAGGUUGAUAAUUUGUGCCAAUUCCUGCCUCAGGACAAGGUUGCAGAUUUCUCAAAGAUGAACCCACAGCUACUGUUGGAGAAUACAGAGAAGUGUAUUGGUCCAGCAGAAAUGUUUGAACAUCAUAUGCAGCUGAAGGAUUUACACAAGCAGCAGGUGGAACUGGAACAAAAUCUGAAGGCUAUGUCUGAGAGGCUGCAGAGUGAAGAACAGAGAAACAGCAGAAUACAGGUGGAAGUGGCGAAUAUAUCAGAGAAGAGGACUCUGCUCCAUAUGCUUGAGAACUUGAAACAGAAACGUGCUUGGUUGGCAUUUGAUGUCAAGAGGUCUAAACUUGAAGAGAUGAAGGCUGAUAAAAACAAUGCUGUGAAGGAUUUAGCAAUGUGUGAGAAGAGAUAUGAACCCAUGGAAGGAAUCCUUUUGGCUACAAAAGCCAAGGUGAAGGAGCUCGAGUGCAGUCUUGGAACUGUGAAUGCAGAUACCAGCAGGAAACUAACUGCACUGAAGGAAAUGCAGGAGUCCAUUGAACAAACAGAGGAUCUGAUUAAAGAUAACAUACGAGAGUGCGAGCGGAGGAUCCAGGCCGAGGAAACACGUCGGAACGAAGUACACUCACUGUUUCAGCAGAUCAACAAUUUGCAGAAUAUCUUGAAGGGAUCCAACAAGGAGUCAGUAAAUGUCCUUAAUGCUGAGCUGGAUUCUGUGCGAAAACAAUUGAAUGAGAAAGCAGAUGAGAUAAACGGGUUGAGCCAUGAGAGAGAGAAGCACCGGGAUGGUCUUGAGAAUAUUGUACAUGAGAUCAAGAUACACGAAAAGGAUCAGGAAAAGAUUCUGGAUGUGGCAAAUCAACGUUUGGAGUUGUUACGUCUGAAACAGAAAGACACAUAUGAUGCUGUGUUGUGGCUUCGUGAGAACAGGAACCAAUUCCAUCACCACAUUUAUGAGCCCAUGAUGUUAGAGAUCAACAUCGCCAAUCCAUCUAAUGCCAAGUAUGUGGAGAAUGUGAUAUCAAAACGAGACUUACUGGCUUUUACUUGUGAAGACAAAAAAGACAUGAACAAUUUCGUGAAUAUCCUUCGGGACCAAAAAAAUUUGAAGGUUAAUGUUCUGCAUUCAGGAAGUGAACACCCAUCAUCUUCCACAUUUAAGCCAAAUGUUGCAAUAGAUAACCUUAGGCAGUUUGGAUUCCACACUUACUUGAUGGACAUGAUCAGUGCCCCUGAAGCAAUCAUGAAAUACCUCUGCAGAAUGUAUCAGAUCCAAAAUAUUCCUGUUGGGGAUGCCAGAACAUUCACUCUCUUUGACAAGGUGCCAGCUUCAGUGCAAUGUUUUUUCUCUGAAAAUCAUUUCAUUGUUGUGAGAAUGUCUAAGUACUCUGGAGAAAAAUCGACACAAACCUGUGAUGUGCCUGCACCUGUCUAUCUCGCCAUUUCAAAGAACGUAGAGCUUUUGCAGAAAAUACAGGCCAGGUUGAGUAGUCUGAAUACAGAUAAGCAGGAAAAAAUGAAGGCAUUGGAACAUGUACAGAGACAGAUUUAUUCCGCUGAACAGAAGAUGGAAGAACUGCGCUCCAAGAAGCACAGUCUGAUGGAGCGCCUGGAGCAGCUGCGAACUGUGCAAGCAAGACUUGGUGCGAAACAGAAGCAGCUGCAGAACCUGGAACAAGACAAGGUGGACCCUGUGUUAGAGAGAGCUAGGUGCAGGAAGGACACUCAGAGGUUGGUUUUUAAAUUGACUGAGCAGAAUAUGCAGCUGGUUGAGAUUCUGAAACAGUAUGAAGAGUCUCUCAUUAAGAAUCAAAUUUUGCGUCUAGAGUUGGAGAAUACAAGAGAACAAAGUAUUAAGAAAGAAAAUGAAUCACGUCAGCUACGCCAGAAGUGCAGUGAUGCCAAGGCCAUGGUUCUAAAUAUAGAGGAGAAAUUGCGUGAAACCAGAACUGAGGUAAAGAGGCUGUUUCAAGAAGCUAAAGCUACAACAGGGGGUGUUGGUCCUCUUGAUGCAGCAUUUGAGCAGUUCAGUAGAGUGUUCCAUGUACUUGGUGAUACUGAAGAAGAACUAGAUAGAGAGAUUCAAGACACCCAAGCUAAGGCUGACUGUCUUGGGGAAGCAGAUGAAACAGUGAUGCGAGAAUACAAAAUACGAAAAGCUGACAUUGCUUCACUGACUGCUUCCAUUCAGGCAAAGGAAAUUGAGUGUGAAAAACUGAAAGAGAAAAUGGCAGAAACUGAAGGAAUGUGGCUUCCACCUCUGAAGAAACUUGUGUCACAGAUUAACAAGAAAUAUGGGGAAUGUUUUGCUCGCCUUGGAUGUGUUGGUGAAGUGGCUUUACUUACAGGACAGAAUGAGAAUGACUAUGAACAGUAUGGCCUUCGCAUUAAAGUUAAGUUCAGAGAUCAGGACCUGCUUCAGGAAUUGACUCAGAAUCUCCAGAGUGGGGGCGAACGGUCUGUUGCCACAGCGAUAUACAUGAUAUCGUUACAAGAACUUACACGUGUGCCUUUCUGUUGUGUGGAUGAGAUAAACCAGGGUAUGGAUGCUGAUAAUGAACGGAUGAUAUUUGAACUGCUGUUGACUACAUCGAGACGGAAUGACAGUGCUCAGUACUUCCUACUGACUCCAAAGCUCCUGCCCUCACUGUUUUAUGAUGACAUUAUGAAAGUUCACUGUAUUUACAAUGGUCCCGGUGCUCUGUGCAGUGAUAAUUGGAAUCUGAGUGACAUUAUUGCAAGGAGAAAAAGGCUUAAGCAGCAGUAGCUGUAAUGCUUCUUGCUGUUCAAGCUGGAAGUUUUGCAUCUCCAGCCUUCACUCUUAUAUAAGACCACAUGAAGGAUAUUGCUGCUGUUGAUGCUGUUCAAGCUCUUGAAUCUUUUACAAUGGAGGAUGAGCGAGAGACUCAACCUGGCUGCAUUUUGGAAUCAGUCUACCGCAUUUCACUUGUUUGCUCACCAUGUCCAGUCCACUGUGAAAGAGCCUUCUUGAAAUAAAGUGUGAAGUCAUAAUCCAA
Molecule: messenger RNA, 3960 nt
Organism: Cryptotermes secundus
Lineage: Eukaryota; Metazoa; Arthropoda; Insecta; Blattodea; Kalotermitidae
Gene: SMC5
Product: structural maintenance of chromosomes protein 5
Exons: 21
Coding region: 591-3710 (1039 amino acids)
Biological process (GO): double-strand break repair via homologous recombination
Cellular component (GO): Smc5-Smc6 complex
Molecular function (GO): ATP binding; ATP hydrolysis activity
Source: RefSeq, a predicted model, not a curated record